CCACCGCGUUCCGCCGCGCAACGGGGGCUCCUCUCCCGGGCCCCCGUGGGCGCCCUCCGGCUCCGGUUCCCGCCCGCUCCUUGGAAUAACCCCUGAGGGUCCAGCCGUCGCCGCAAAGUUUCCCGACGAGACCCGCCUCCCCGGCCGCUGCGCAGGUGAGGAGGCAGAGAGUGGGUGAGGAGAAGCACUCGAGUUUGGGCAGACAAAACCAGAGGAUGAAGCAGGAAUAACCCGCCUCCCCAGCAAGAAAACCUCUCUCCAAACAGGAGCAGCCAAGCAGCACUGAGCCCCCUGCCUCCCCAGCAUCUUCCCAAACAGGGGCAUGUGGGGCCUGACAGCUCGGCGGCGCAUGUCAGCCGCUCCAGGCCCGCGGUGAACAUCUGAACUCCUCAGCGGGGUAGUGGCCCCCCGCCUGCCCCCCGGAGACGCAGCCUGAGUGGCAGGAAUACCGCGUCUUUGGAGAGUGGCUACCUCUCGGUUCUGUCAUGCAAGAACGCUCUCUGCACCGGAGCCCAUUCUGCCAACCGACUUAAAGGGAUUAGGAAAAAAACUUGGUAAAGAAAAGGAGGUAAAAGGCACACAGAAGCCUUUCAGAGGAGGUGGCCGCCAACAGACAAAGGGCGAAAGUUGAAAGGGGCCACCCUCCCCGGAUGGGCGCCAGGCCGUAGGGCAUGCCCGGGGAGCAGGGGCCCAGAACACCCUCAGGCCACGCUCGGGAGUCCCGGGGCCGCGGGGGGCGCCCCUGCAGGCCCCUCACUCCAGGGGGAGUAGGGCACAGAGGAUGCUGCUCCAGACCUACAGCCACGUCUGAACGCAGAAGCCCAGCAGAGUGAAGCACAGGGUCUCUGUGCCUCUGGGGUGUCCCCAGCGCCACCCAAUGUCCCAGGUCUGUGGUCUGUGCCCCGAGUGCCAGGGCCGCCGGGCCAGAAUGUGAGUGCGGCCCAGGCCCACCUCGACCUGGUGUGUGACAUCCAGAGCGGUGACCCCAGCCAGACCCAGCAGGCUCCGGGGCUGCAGCUAAGGAGGUGAUAAGACUCCAAGUCAGGUGGGGCCGGGCUCCCCCAGCCAUCCACCAUGGUGGUGGCACAUCCCACCGCCACCGCCACCACCACGCCCGCUGCCACGGUCACGGCCACCGUCAUAAUGACCACGGCCACCAUGGACCUGCGGGACUGGCUGUUCCUGUGCUACGGGCUCAUCGCCUUCCUGACGGAGGUCAUCGACAGCACCACAUGCCCCUCGGUGUGCCGCUGCGACAACGGCUUCAUCUACUGCAACGACCGGGGGCUCACCUCCAUCCCCGCCGACAUCCCCGACGACGCCACCACCCUCUACCUGCAGAACAACCAGAUCAACAACGCCGGCAUCCCCCAGGACCUCAAGACCAAGGUCAGUGUGCAGGUCAUCUACCUGUACGAGAACGACCUGGACGAGUUCCCCGUGAACCUGCCCCGCUCCCUGCGGGAGCUGCACCUGCAGGACAACAACGUGCGCACCAUCCCCAGGGACUCGCUGGCCCGCAUCCCGCUGCUGGAGAAGCUGCACCUGGACGACAACUCCGUGUCCACCGUCAGCAUCGAGGAGGAUGCCUUUGCUGACAGCAAGCAGCUCAAACUGCUCUUCCUGAGCCGCAACCACCUGAGCAGCAUCCCCUCGGGGCUGCCCCGCACGCUGGAGGAGCUGCGGCUGGACGACAACCGCAUCUCCACCAUCCCGCUGCACGCCUUCAAGGGCCUCAACAGCUUGCGGCGCCUGGUGCUCGACGGCAACCUGCUGGCCAACCAGCGCAUCGCCGACGACACCUUCAGCCGCCUGCAGAACCUCACCGAGCUCUCGCUGGUGCGCAACUCGCUGGCCGCCCCGCCCCUCAACCUGCCCAGCGCCCACCUGCAGAAGCUCUACCUGCAGGACAACGCCAUCAGCCACAUCCCCUCCAACACGCUGGCCAAGAUGCGCGAGCUGGAGCGCCUGGACCUGUCCAACAACAACCUCACCACGCUGCCCCGCGGCCUGUUCGACGACCUGGAGAACCUGGCCCAGCUGCUGCUCCGGAACAACCCCUGGUUCUGCGGCUGCAACCUCAUGUGGCUGCGGGACUGGGUGAAGGCGCGGGCGGCCGUGGUCAACGUGCGCGGCCUCAUGUGCCAGGGCCCCGAGAAGGUGCGGGGCAUGGCCAUCAAGGACAUCACGAGCGAGAUGGACGAGUGCUUCGAGACGGGGUCCCAGGGAGGCACGGUCAACGCCGCCGCCAAGACCACGGCCAGCAACCAUGCCUCCGCCACCACACCCCAGGGCUCGCUCUUCACCCUCAAGGCCAAGAGGCCGGGGCUGCGCCUCCCCGACUCCAACCUUGACUAUCCCAUGGCCACGGGCGAUGGGGCCAAGACCCUGGUCAUCCACGUGAAGCCCCUGACGGCGGACUCGAUCCGCAUCACGUGGAAGGCCACGCUCCCCGCCUCCUCCUUCCGGCUCAGCUGGCUGCGCCUGGGCCACAGCCCUGCCGUGGGCUCCAUCACGGAGACUCUGGUGCAGGGGGACAAGACAGAGUACCUGCUGACGGCCCUGGAGCCCAAGUCCACCUAUAUCAUCUGCAUGGUCACCAUGGAGACCGGCAACACCUACGUGGCCGACGAGACGCCCGUGUGUGCCAAGGCAGAGACGGCCGACAGCUACGGCCCCACCACCACGCUCAACCAGGAGCAGAAUGCCGACCCCCUGGCGGGCCUGCCCCUGGCGGGCAUCAUCGGGGGCGCCGUGGCCCUCGUCUUCCUCUUCCUGGUCCUGGGGGCCAUCUGCUGGUACGUGCAUCGGGCUGGCGAGCUGCUGACCCAGGAGCGGGCUUACAACCGGGGCAGCCGGAAAAAGGAUGACUAUAUGGAGUCAGGGACCAAGAAGGAUAACUCCAUCCUGGAAAUCCGCGGCCCCGGGCUGCAAAUGCUGCCCAUCAACCCUUACCACGCCAAAGAGGAGUAUGUGGUCCAUACCAUCUUCCCCUCCAAUGGCAGCAGCCUUUGCAAGGGCACGCACACCAUCGGCUACGGCACCACGCGGGGCUACCGGGACGCUGGCAUCCCUGACAUAGACUAUUCCUACACAUGAUGCCAGCCUCCUGGGCCGUCCCCGCCCCAGCUCCCGCUGUCCUCCUGGCGUGGUGACGACGUGGCUUUGCCCAGCCUGCUGCCGUCCGACAGAGCAAGGAUAAGAAUUUCCACGAUGACUUUCCCAGCAGAAAGCAAAGUCUGGGGAGGGUUGACGAUUUUGUAGAACACAACCGGGAAAAAAAUUUUUUUUUAAAGAAUAAAAGGCAGGAAGGGGAUUUGAUGCAGCUGAAGACAUAAUUUAUACGGAAUUAUGCCAGUUGAGGAAGGAAAAACUAAAAAUAAUAUUGCAGGAAGGGUUGGGCCGGGUUUUUUUUUCCCCGAACUAGAAAGAUGCUACCUGUACCACGUCUGUGUGCGCCUCAUGCUCUGUUCAGGGCCGUCACAAAGGAACCGUCAGAGAGAAGCAGCCGCCACGCGAAGCCCCCACGCAGCUCUCUCGCUGCGGGCUGCUCGCUGGCGACGACGUGAUGGAAGGUUUUCAGGCUCCUCACAAAGGAGAGGGGGAAGAAAGGAUCUUUUGCUGUGGAGAUGCUGUCCUGAAACCUCUUCCCUGGUUCUUUCCAUCUCAUUUCCCUUACAGAUUUGCAGAAAUAUCGCGUCUUUCAAUGCAUUCUUUGAACAAUGAUGUAGUCGAUUAAAAAACAAACUCUUUUUCCUAGCCUGAAACCCUCUUCGACACCGUGCCCCGUACUCCGUGGUAGCCCCAUGGGAGUGGUGGCUUUCCCAGCCACUGGGAGGUGCGUCUAUCUACCUGUCUGUCUCUAUGUGGCGUCUCUAAAUACAGAUGGGUAGAUAGAGCCACGUAUCCGGUCCUCGCGGUACCUCUUGGGUCAGUUUGUCCAAUUUCCUGAGACAACAGAGUCGCGAAACCGUUGCUUUCUCCUAGAAAUUAUUGAGUAAGUAGACAAGGUGCGUUGGGGAUGGGAGUGGGCAGGCGAUGAUGCUGUUCAUACAGGUGGCAGUGUGUCUGUCCUGGACGGGUGGCUAGGGAGACCCCGGGCAGGGGAUGCUUUCAGUCUGAUCCUAUCUCAGGUCGGCCAGAGCUGGGCCGUGCUCCUUUCUGAUCUAGAGAAAACCUUUCUUUGACUGCAGGUGUCCUCGUCUCUCUCCCCCACACACAGAUGCGAUCAACUCCAUAGCUACUUCUGAGCGUCUACUCUGUUGUGUGCUUCCUCCUGGGACAGGUAAUUGGUACAGGGAUGGGUUUUUUUCUUUUUUUUUUUUAUAUCAGCUGAUUAGACCUAAUGGUUUCCAUGGCUGCUCAAACAAAGCCCAGAAAAGAGAUGAAAAUUCUCAGAAAGGCCCUGGGAGACAGCACCCCCGAAUGCACAGCAUCCAGCCGUGCCCGCCCCUGGGGCUCUGCUCCGGAGAGGGAAGCCCGGAUGGCACUCUAAAAAUGCCAGCCGCCAAAAGGACACGGACUGGGGCCUCCGAAGACUUAAGAUUUUAUUUCCUCCCUCUGGAAUCAACGGUGCCAUCAUUUGUCAACCAACAGUGCAGUGUGGCGAGCCAUGAGAUUACAACGCUGGUGACAGCAAAUCUGGAAGGAAGAGAGGAGAGGUGCCCAGGGUCUGGUAUCUCCUGAGUGCCAGCACUCGGGGACUCGCGUCACCGGCUGUCCACAUGCCACUCGUCCUGCACCGGGGAAGAGCCAUGUCAAAGGAGAGAGGCUGGUCUGAAAGCAGGGAGGAUGAGAAGGGGUCCAGCUUCUGGCGGGGGCAUUUUCAAAAGGCCUCGACCGCUUUGACAAAAGCCAAAGGCAGGAAGAUGAGGCUGAACAGCAGUCACAGAGCGGCCGUGACAGGCCCCGGGGCCGGCCGCUCGGCGCACAUGAAAAGAUGCUACUGGUCCCCUCAGCGAAGAGGCAGGGGUUGAAAGAAAUGGACACAACAGCCGUGUGACAGAGGUGGAGAAGAGGCGUGGCCUCCAUCGCCAGGCCCAACGGAUGGUCUCACCAAAUGAGGAAUCCAACUCCCCAGCCCCGGGGAGAGGCCGAGGGCACAGACACAUUUCAUUCUAAAAUAAGCCUUUUUUCCCUUUUCCCACUUGAAUCAUUUUCUCAUCCAGUGAGGUCAGGAGAGAAAUUUUUCCCAGCCUUAAUUUCACGUCUGCAUAGAGGGCGCCCUCUUUGGCCUGCAGCGUCCCCAGACACAAGCCUGUUCCAGCAGCUCAGGGAGGAGCAGGGGCCCCACUGGGACACGCCAGGGGGAGAGGGCUCACGAGGGUGCGGGGCACUGGCGGGGGACAGAAGUACGAGGUCUCUGCUGUUUCUGAAAUGGUGUCCCCUCUCUCAGGGCACCACGCUUAACCUCUGCCAGUGUCCCAGGAAAAUCGGUCCCCACUGUCGUCCCCCAAGUCCCUGCUGCCAUCGUGCUCGGCCCCCCAUCUCACUGUACAUCCUUCUUUCUCCGAGCCAGGCAGGAUUCCAGAUCAUCCCUUAGAGGCUAGAAAGGCAUUUGGGGAACAGCAGGUGGCCCCGUAUAGUGAGGGUUGCAGGCAGGGUGGGGGGCCCGAGAGCCAGCCUGUGCCAGCAGCGCCCUCCAAGAUCAGGCCUGGGUGAUGGGCUUCCCUGCCCCGUAGCACAAAGCAGGCCCAGGCCUGCCCAGGCCUGAGGACCACAGGAGUCUCCUGCUCCUGGCUCUUGUACCGUGGAUCUCAGGCAGGGGCGCACCACAGGCUGGAGGGCCUCGCCGCAGGCAUCCAUCCUCCCACCAGUGUGAGUGCCGAAGGCAGGGGAGACUUGGCCCAGCCAGGGCCCCGGGGCCCGCUCUCAUCUUUUCUGCCCUCAGCCUCCUGACAUCUUCCCAGUGUCCUUUCUGAGAGCGGGACCCUGAAUAUCUGCUGCCUCAUGUCCCACGAUGCCAGGGAGGAGGCCUGAAGCCAGGUCCACUCUGAAACCCGUCCCCCUCCACCCCUGGUCCCACUCCUCUGAGCUGGCCACGUAACACAACAAGGGAGAGGAUGUUCCAGGCACCCAGCCUCCCCCACCCCCACUUCUGUCUAGAAUCUCCCUCCUGUGGGCAGAUGACCUGACCCGUGCAGCCUCUAACUAGCCAGAACAACCUCCGUGGCCUCAGCGUUGAUGCGUGUAUUUUACGGCAUUUAAGGCAGAUUUCAAGUUAAAAAAAAAAAAAAAAGCCCACGAUACUUCUUUGGUUAAGUGGUUUACCCUUCGUGGUAAUUAGAUGUAGUGAUUGGAAUCUCUUUUCUAUUACAUGGCAAUUUUCCUUUAAAUUUCCCCU
Diceros bicornis minor is the source of this 6343-nucleotide messenger RNA. It is a transcript of the gene FLRT1, whose product is annotated as fibronectin leucine rich transmembrane protein 1. The record is from RefSeq and is a predicted model, not a curated record. NCBI's taxonomy places the organism in Eukaryota, Metazoa, Chordata, Mammalia, Perissodactyla, Rhinocerotidae. Gene Ontology annotation, molecular function: protein binding. The transcript is spliced from 3 exons. Bases 1075 to 3099 code for a protein of 674 amino acids.